This is a messenger RNA of Microthlaspi erraticum, 897 nucleotides long. The record is from the annotation of a GenBank genome assembly. NCBI's taxonomy places the organism in Eukaryota, Viridiplantae, Streptophyta, Magnoliopsida, Brassicales, Brassicaceae.
AUGACACAAAGGGUGGAUGCACAAGGAGGAAAUGGAGGAGGUUCUUGGGACCAUGGCAUUAACAGUGGUAUAAGAAAAAUUUAUGUGGGAAGAGAUGACACUUGUAUUAGUUAUCUCAGGGUCGAAUAUUUCAGUGAUGGUACGGUGAAGUCACAUGCGCAAGGUGCCCAGAUUCACAAACCACAAGAGUUUGUUGUUGACUAUCCAAAUGAAUACAUCACAUCAGUCGAAGGAACUUACGCUGUUGCUUACAUUACUGCUAUUGUCGUAACGUCGCUUGUCUUCAAGACAUCAACGGGAAGAGUAUCUCCGAGAUUCGGAAACCCUGGAUUCGUGCUUGAGAAUAAUGGUCGGAGGCUUGUAGGGUUCCAUGGGAAAUCCGGUGACGCUCUAGAUGCCAUCGGAGCUCAUUUUGCACCGGACACAUCAUCAUCGAACUGGGCUCCGCCUAGGAAACUUGCCGCGCAAGGUGGUCCAGGAGGAGGAAUGUGGGACGAUGGAGUUCACAGUGGUGUAAGAAAAGUAUAUAUUGGAAGUGAUGGGAGUUGUGUAUCUAAAGUCAAAUUCGACUAUGUCAGCGCGGACGGUGAAUUAGAAACACGUGAGCAUGGCCGGAUAAUUCAACAUCCACGAGAGGAAAAUUUGAAAUGUUAUCUUGGUCAAUAUUUUUUGUGCAUUGGACCUGGAAGGAACAACUGGAAGGACUCCUAUUUAUCAUCAACCGUCGUCACGAGUCUGGCCUUCACAACAUCAACAGGAAGGACUUCGCCAACAUUUGGAGCUACUAAGUUUGUGCUGGAAGACAAUGGUCGUCAGCUUGUUGGCUUCCAUGGCCGAUCUGGAAAUGUUAUUGAUUGCAUCGGAGCACAUUUUGCUCCUGUGCCACCACCUUCUUGA